Messenger RNA from Clonostachys rhizophaga, 2409 nucleotides. NCBI's taxonomy places the organism in Eukaryota, Fungi, Ascomycota, Sordariomycetes, Hypocreales, Bionectriaceae. The record is from the annotation of a GenBank genome assembly.
AUGGCGACAAUGGCGCUCCAGCUUCUGGUAGCCUUCUCCGGCAUCGGCAUUGCGUCUGGAAGGUCUCUGUGGUCUUCAAAACCCGCAACACAUGCUUUCAGAGCCAGCCCCGAUUAUCUUCUGAAGACCGCCUAUCCAGUUGGAAACGGAAGACUAGGAGCUUUACCACACGGUCCUCCAGGGUCUGAGAAAGCAAUCCUCAGUCUGGACUCCCUUUGGACCGGCGGGCCCUUCCAGGUAUCCGACUACCGAGGCGGCAACCCAACCAGCGAGAAGUAUUCGGCCCUGCCAGAGAUCCGUGCCGAAAUAUUCCAGAACGGAACAGGAAAUGUGGACGCUCUUUUGGGUGGAGAUGCUGGCUAUGGCGCAUACCAGACCCUUGGAAACUUGACCGUUGCUAUUCAAGGCCUCGAUGCGGACUAUACUGACUACACCAGAUCCCUCGACUUGACUACGGGAAUUCACACAACCAAGUACACGGUGAAGGAUACCGAGUACACAACUUCGGUGUUUUGCUCGUUCCCUCAGCAAGUUUGCGUUUACCAUGUCGAGGCCACCGGAACACUACCUGAGCUGACCGUCGCAUUCGAGAACACAUUGAGAGAUAGCAGACUUAUCGAGCAGACCUGUGAUGCCGCAAAGCGCUCCGUUCGCGUGAGGGGACUUACCCAAGCGGGACCACCAGAGGGAUUGAGAUAUGAGGCAGUGGCAAAGAUCUCGAGCUGUUCUGGAGUUGCUACUGAAUGUUCCAGCGAUGGAGGAGCCCUGAAAGUCACAGCUCCUCAAGGACAGAAAUCCGUCACUAUCGUGAUAGCGGCAGGCACCAACUUUGAUCAGUCAAAGGGCAACGCGGAAAACAACUACUCGUUUAAAGGCGAGGACCCCGAAGAAACUGUGUCUCAAACCAUCUCGGCCGCUUCAUCCAAGAGUUUCAAGCAACUAUCCAAUGAUCAUAUUGCCGACUAUCAGUCGCUGCAAUCGGCUUUUUCGUUGGAUCUUCCGGAUGUCCACGACUCAGCGAAGAAGGAAACUGCAGACGUCAUUGCUGAAUAUUCAGUGGAUGGGCCUGGAGAUCCCUUCCUAGAGGCCCUGUUGUUUGAUUUCUCUCGCCACCUGUUGAUCACAGCCUCCCGGCCGGGUUCGUUGCCUGCUAACCUCCAAGGAAGAUGGACAGAGGAGCUCUGGCCAGCAUGGAACGCAGACUACCACGCCAAUAUCAAUAUACAGAUGAACUACUGGGUGGCAGAUCAAACCGGUCUCAAGGAAACACAGGAUGGUCUUUGGGAUUAUAUGGAACAGAAUUGGGUUCCGCGUGGAACUGAGACUGCUCAGCUAUUGUAUGGUGCCAAAGGCUGGGUUGUCCACAAUGAGAUGAAUGUGUUUGGUUUCACGGCGAUGAAGAUGGAUGCAGUCUGGGCAUUCUAUCCUGCGGCCCCGGCCUGGAUGAUGCAGCAUGUGUGGGAUAAUUUCGAGUAUACUCAGGAUGUUGAGUGGUUUAAGAGACAAGGAUAUCCUCUAAUCAAAGGUGUGGCCGAAUUCUGGCUCUCGCAACUGCAAGACGACGCCUUCUUCGAGGAUGGAACACUCGUUGUCAAUCCAUGCAAUAGCCCCGAGCAUGGACCUACAACUUUCGGCUGUGCGCAUUACCAGCAGGAGAUUCAUAGGACAUUUGACACAAUUCUUGCCGGCGCCACAUAUGCAGACGAGCAGGACCAAGAGUUCCUUGACCAGAUCAGCCAGGCACUAGCCAAGCUGGACAAAGGCUUCCACGUUAGCGAAUGGGGCGGCGUCAAGGAGUGGAAGCUCCCCGAUUCCUACGGAUACGACGUCCAGAGCGACCAUCGCCACCUGAGCCAUCUCACUGGCUGGCAUCCCGGGUACUCCAUGUCGUCCUACCUUGGGGGUUACACCAACGAGACGAUCCAGUCUGCCGUCGAGAAGACGCUCAUAGCGCGGGGAGACGGGAAUGCCGGUGAUGCAAACGCGGGAUGGGGCAAGAUCUGGCGAUCAGCGGCAUGGGCACGUCUGAACAAUACCGAGCAGGCAUACUGGCAUAUGCGCUAUGCCAUUGACGAGAAUUUUGUCGGCAAUGGUUUCAGCAUGUAUAGCGGGCUCAACGAACCUUUCCAAAUUGACGCCAACUAUGGGUUUGGAGGUGCUGUCCUGAGCAUGUUGACCGUGGAUCUUCCACUGCCACAUGACGCCCCCAAAGACCAAGUGCGAACGGUGAUCCUGGGGCCGGCCAUCCCAAAGGCGUGGGCCGGAGGCAGCGUCAAAGGUCUUCGCAUCCGCGGUGGAGGAUCUGUGGACUUUACUUGGGACGAUGAUGGAGUAGUCACUAAAGCCACCCUCAAGGAUUCGAAGACAAGCGUGAAACUGGUGAAUGUAAAGGGUGAAUCUCUGACCUAG